GUCCGACAGCAGUUCAGACUAGGACAGGCUCUCACGUUGAGGUACACUCUGCUGCCAGGCGCUGGGAAGAUGCUGCUGCUGCUGUACCAACUCAUGCUGGGCACCCUGAGGGGUCACUGGGCCGCAGCGUCCUCGCACCCUACCCUCUGCACCAGCGGCGCCUGCUACACGGCGCACAUGGUCGCCAAGCCCUUCUGGCGGGCGCUGGACAGCUGCAAGGCCAACGGCGGGAACCUGGCGACGGUCAAGGACCAAGGGGAGGCGAGGCACAUCCACCGCCUGCUGGAGUCGAGCCUCGCCGGGUCGCCGGGCGCCCGCCGCAGGUUGUGGCUGGGGCUCCAGCUGCCCCGCCGGCACUGCUACCAGCAGCACAAGCCGCUGAGGGGCUUCCUCUGGACCUCGGGGGGCGAGGAGAGCACCUACUCCAACUGGGCCCGGGAGCCCCUCAGCACAUGCACCGCGCACCGCUGCGUCUACCUCACCGUCUCCUCCCCUUCCAGCCCCGGGGCCUCGGGGAUUCGCUUCGCCUGGGCGGACGGCGUGUGCAGCGACCACAGGGUCGACGGCUACCUCUGCAAGUUCAGCUUCCGAGGCAUGUGCCGGCCAGUCGAGCUGGCCGGGCCCGGCUCGGUCACCUACACCACUCCGUUCGACGCCGAGAGCUCCACCCUGGCCCUGGUGCCCUUCGGCUCGCUGGCGGCGGUGUCGUGCCAGGGCUCGCUGUCGGUCAGCUACACCCUGUGCCAAGAGACCAGCCCCGGCUCGUACGGCUGGUCGCCAGCCGAGCCCGGGCUCUGCGCGCCGCUCUCCGCCUGCGAGGCGGGCAAUGGCGGCUGCGCCCACAUCUGCCGUGAUGGUUUGGGCGGGAGCGCCACGUGCAGCUGCCGCGACGGUUACGCGCUCGCGGACGACCUUCGCUCGUGCCAGCCCCUGGAUCCCUGCCUGGGCCACCCCUGCGAGCAGCUGUGCGUCCCGCGCCCUGGAGGGUUCCAGUGCGCAUGCGAUGCCGGCUACGCCCUGGCUGGGGACGGGCGCAGUUGCCCGGAUGUGGACGAGUGCUCCUCCCGGCCAUGUGCCCACUGGUGCCAGAACACGCCAGGUUCCUACCAGUGCCAUUGCCAGCCAGGCUACGAGGCCAAUGGGCACACCUGCUUCGACAUGGAUGAGUGCGCCGGGCAGCCAUGCCAGGGGCCCUGUGCCAACACCCAGGGCAGCUUCCGGUGCUUCUGCUGGUCUGGAUACGUCCUGAGCGCCGAUGGGGUGUCCUGCGCUCCGCUGGAUGUAGUCAGCUCCCCGCUAGAUGUAGUCAGCACCCCGCUAGAUGUUGUUAGCACCCUGCUAGACGUGGUCAGUACCCAGACUGCCCCAGCUACGGACUGGAAUGCAGACGUGGACACCAGAGCCAGCUGGGGUGCCACCUACGACACGAUGCCAACAGCUCUAGGGAUCCACUUGGGCACCACUGCAGACAUCCAACCAGGUGAAGGAACCACGAGGAGUAGCGCCGUCAUGACUUUCAGCACCGGGAGCCAGCCACCGGUCACAUCGCCCACUGGCAGGGAGCUCCAUGGCACGGACAGUGCGCUCGACCCAGUGAGAAACGAAGCGGACAGAGGCUGGUUCCUGGCCUGUGUCCUGGGUUCGCUCUCUGCUGGCCUGCUCCUCCUUUGCAUAGUGGCUGUGAUUCUGUGUCGUCGUCACAGGGCUGCAAAAGACAAGGCCGAUAAUGGCAGGCAUUUCUCCAGCUGGAUCCAAGCCCCAGGGCCACCACCAUUUAGAGCUGCAGACAAAGUCACGUCUGUCAACUCUUCCAUCAAUAACUACAUUGAGAUGGAGACAGAUCAGAACACAAUCAGAGUGGAGACAAUGUUGUUGCUGCUGUGCCUCUGCCUGAGCGCCGGGCUGCACGGCGGGCUGGUGCACGGAGUGCUGAGCCCGCAGCCCGCGGUGCAGGAGCCCACCCCCAGCGUCUGCGUCGCCACCGUCUGCUACAGCCUGCAGCGGCAGCGCAGGAAGUUCAACAUGGCCCGCAAACUCUGCAAGAACGGCGAGGGAGAGGCGAUGACCGUCGGCUCCACCGUGGCCGCCGAAGCCAUCGCCGUGCUGCUGGGCUCCGGCGGCGAGGUGGGGGGCGAGCGCCCCCGCUGGACGGGAGGAGGAACCGAGAGCCCCGCCGCGGGAGGGGGCGAGCGCCCCCGCUGGACGGGAGGAGGAACCGAGAGCCCCGCCGCCGGAGGGGGCGAGCGCCCCCGCUGGACGGGAGGAGGAACCGAGAGCCCCGCCGCGGGAUGGGGCGAGCGCCCCCGCUGGACGGGAGGAGGAACCGAGAGCCCCGCCGCGGGAGGGGGCGAGCGCCCCCGCUGGACGGGAGGAGGAGUGAAGGAGAACUUCUGGGUCGGCCUGCAGCUGCACCGCAAGGCCUGCCCUAGCAACGAGAGCCUGCUGCGGGGCUACCGCUGGGUGGACGGCGAGGCCGCCGCCAACUACAGCCAGUGGGGCGCGACGACGGAGGAGUGCGGCCCCCGCUGCGUGACGGUGUCCGCCGGCGGCGCCUGGGAGGAGCGGCCGUGCAACCAGAAGGCGGACGGGGUGCUGUGCGAGUACCGGUACCCGGGCAGCUGCGGGCGCCUGAGGGCCGGCGGCAACGCCACCGUGGUCUACCGCACCCCGUUCGGCGCCGACGGCCGCCACCUGUCCGAGCUGCCCGCCGGCACCCGAGCGCAGGUGGCGCCCUGGGGCCUGGAGUUCACCUGCCGCCCGGGGGAGGCGGGCGAGCCGCGCGGGGCCUGGCGGGGGCCUCGGGCCUCGGCGCCCUGGGCCUGCCAGGUGGAGAACGGCGGCUGCCAGCACACGUGCCUCGGCGAUGCGGGGCCCGGCGGCGGCGGCCCGCGGUGCGGCUGCCCGGCCGGCUCCACCCUGGGCGCGGACAACACCAGUUGCCAGGCCUUCGACCCGUGCCGGGAGGCGAGGUGCGAGCACCGCUGCAUCGUGCAGGGCGGCACCCCGUACUGCCUGUGCUGGGACGGCUACACCCUGGGCGAGGACAGCAAGAGCUGCACCGACGUGGACGAGUGCCAGCAGAGACCGUGCGAGCAGCUCUGCGUGAACACCCCGGGCAACUUCAGCUGCCAGUGCUUCCCCGGCUACUGGCUGGGCGGGGACAACAAGUGUCAGGAUGUUAACGAGUGUGAGACCAUCAACUCCUGUGCCCAACGCUGUGCCAACACUCUGGGAAGUUACAAAUGCAGCUGCAAUCCAGGCUACCACCCAGACCCCGACGAUAGUCGAGAAUGUGUGUUCUAUUGCGAGGAACAAACAGACCCCUGUGCUGCCCGCUGCAUUGGAGUGAACUGCUACUGCCCCGUGGGUUAUAUCUAUAAUGACCUGCUCAACAUUUGCCAUGAUAUCGAUGAGUGUGAGGCCGGUGCUUGCGACAUGACUUGCGCCAACACCCCUGGCAGCUUCAAAUGUGACUGCAAAGAGGGCUUCGUGCUUCAGGAGGACGGUGUUACUUGCGACAUCGAAGGCUCCGGCAGUGGCAGUACCCUACUGUCCACCACCAUCUCGCCCCAUGUCGUCCAACCAGGCCAGGCUGGGGUCUCACUCGUCGUGGUUUUGGCCUCCAUUUUCGCUAUCGCCGUCUUGACUCUGGUGUUUGCUGGCUUGGCUCACCACCUGCUGACCAAACGGGGCAAGUGGAAAGCCUCUGCCGCCUACAAACCAACUAACGUAGACAUGGACCUCUGUCAAGUCACCUCUCUGGAUGAGCAAAAGCAGCAGCUUCAGAGCACAGAGAUAUCAGGUGUGGCCACCUGAAGAGCUGAACUUUAAAUUGGAAGAACAAACUGUUAUGAUUAUAUUGGGGUGGGGGAAUUAACAAAAACAAACUAAUUUGAGUUUAGAACAAUGCGAAGCUGGGGAGUGUGUGAACAUUCCUGUGUUUCCUAAAAAGAAUAGCUUCACCCAACAUUCCUCAUGGAUACUCUUGGCCAAAGAUCACAAUAAGGUACCUACGUGAGCUACAACCAUAACGACGAAGCUGGGCUAAUUUGCAGAAGCCAGCUUCUGACUCUAGACUGCAUUUUCUCCUAGUUGACAGCUCUUGUUACAAGUUUAAGGGCAGUCAGGAUAAACUAAAUCAAGAACUAAGGAAACGCCAUUGUACUAAGAAUUAUAUCAACUAGUCCAUUUCAAGAAGAAAGGUCUGCAGGCUUAGAAUGGCAGAUGAAUUGUUUUGGAAUUGUAAUCAUCUGUCCAAAUUGGGUGAGAUCUACCUGCAGAAAUUAAAGAAAGCAUGUAGCUGCCAUACAAUGGCUGAGCCAAAGAUCAAGAUGGCCAGUUGAAGUCAAACUAAGUCAGGUGAUGUUUACCGAAGCAGUUCUGAGGGGGGACUAUUAAGAAUGAUCCUGUUAAAUAAGAGUAGGGACUGAGUUGCACUAUUGGCGAUUUGAGUGAAAGGACUGGAUAUCAGAAUUUAAUUCAGUGGUUCUCUUACUGGAAUAUGUGGAGUGCUGGGUGUUCACAGGGACCUGCCGAGGGGUGGCAAUGCCAGGCUGACCCACUGGUAAUUGCCUAGACUGAGAUUGUCCCAGUAAGUGAGUGAGCAGUGGUUGGAGGCAAUAUCAGUCUACGCUCUCACCACCACUCUUGGUGCUCCAGCUGUCUGACUAAUUCGCUAAUGCAUUAUCUGUGUCUGUGCUGUUUCUCCGUCACGGCCUAUGCUCCCUGGUUACGCCCGCUCCCUCGGCACCUUUUCUUCCUCUAGGCUUAUGCUCUUGCUAUCUGACUACCUCACAAAUUUGUUUUCUGUGCUCCCGCACCCUCUGUGCCCUCUUGUGCUUUUUCCAUUCUCCUAUUCUCCUUUUUCUUCUGUGCUCUGCAAUCUGCACACUCCUGCUGUCACUGCAGUGUACACUUGCUUCAUUCCUGUGCUUCCCCAUUGCUUCUGCUGACUCCCCUGCUUUGUACUGAUUUCUGUGCUCUGUUCUCAUCAGUCAUUUUCAUAAUGCACACCUCCCAUUCUCUUUGGCUUCCUGUUGGGAGUAAACAGUACCUUCACUGACAAUCAGGCACACCAUCUAACUGAUAUUCAUGAGCAAAUAGCUGUUUUCUUUUUAAAAAGUCUUGUAAAUCUCUCUUUCUAUGAAGCACCUCAAUUUUAAAGUAUUGUAGAGAUGUGGAUGAUUUAGUAGUCCUUCUGAAAACAGGUAUUUCAACAAAUAAAAUUGGGAACCACUGUUUUAAUCAACAAGAUAUUUUUCAAUGUUGUCCGCUAAAGAUUAGUUAUCUGAACUUAUCAUCCAAAUGACAUGAAAUUCAUUUGUUUGUGUGAAAUCACAUAUGUCACCAUUCAGGCAUUACUUUAAACUUACGUUUUCCAGUUGCUAAUUGCAUGUUUUUAUGAAGGGAAUGAGAAGAUGAAAACUUGUAUAUUUAUAUUUAUUACAUUUUUAAAAUAUCUGUAUACUCAUUUAAAAUGUUUUUUCACAUUUGUAUGCUAAUUGUCAGGAUACAGAAACUGAACAUGUCUUUUUUUUUGGACUGAAUUAAAAUGCAUACUAUUUUAAAAAUAAA
Molecule: messenger RNA, 5574 nt
Organism: Hemiscyllium ocellatum (epaulette shark)
Lineage: Eukaryota; Metazoa; Chordata; Chondrichthyes; Orectolobiformes; Hemiscylliidae
Exons: 2
Coding region: 70-3816 (1248 amino acids)
Biological process (GO): cell migration
Cellular component (GO): extracellular matrix; external side of plasma membrane
Molecular function (GO): extracellular matrix binding; calcium ion binding; extracellular matrix protein binding
Source: RefSeq, a predicted model, not a curated record